AUGGACGCACAUCGGCAUUUAAACUCUGCCACGCGGUCGAGGGUUCGGAUGCGCAAGGCCUGUGAUUACUGUCGCAAGUCCAAGGUGAAAUGCGAAAAGAACGACGGUUCGCCUUCCUGCGUCGCCUGCGAGCGGAACAACACUGCCUGCAUUAUCACAUCCAGCGCGGAUGGCCCCUCGCCGCUCCGUCUUCAGCAUGGUUCGCCGACGAGGUUCCUUUCAUUCAAGCAAACGUCAAAAGCUGUUCUGUAUGAUUGGAUCUACGGGAAUACACCGACUAGCGAUCUGCUCAACUAUGGGGACCUGUGGAAGCAAGUUGUCCCAGGGGGCUGUCGCCGGAAUCUGUCCUACGCCUUGUCUCGUAUCGCACUUCUCGAGGACCACGCAGACAUUUCGAAGGCCUCAAUGAAGUCAACCCAAUCAGCCAACGUACACUUUCCUCUUCCUGCUGAGGCCGAAUUGCUACAGAUUCUCCUUACAUUCUCGGAAUGCACCGCCUCGCUCUUCCCUCUAUUCCGUGAGGAGAUAGAUGAAUGGCUUGCGGAAAAGACGUAUCUGCACCCCCGUCUGCCUGAGAACCCAGCUAGCUGGGCGGCCUUGAACAUCAGCCUGUCAAUGGGGUAUUCGUUCCACCUCCUGCAACACCCGAGCUGUCAUGAAGACAGCGUUAAAUGCAAGCGACAUCUCCAAAAUGCCCUGGCAACGCUCCCGUGUCUUCUUCUUGGGCGUCCCAACUUAACUGGUGUACAGGCACUUUUAGGAAUGGUCGCUUUACUCAACGGUAGACUUGAGUUUCCUUCCACUCAUGCCAUUCUGGCGGUUGCAAUCCGACAAGCCCACACAUUAGGCAUUCACCGCGUCGAUCAGAUGCAGAAUACCGACUCUGAAAGGCGGGCCCGGGUCUUUUGGAUGGGCUAUAUCAUGGACAAAAUGUCGUGCUCGAUUCAAGGUCUCAGUCCACUUGACGAUUACACGAAUAAUGAUAUCGUGCCUCCAGAUUUCGAAAGCAAUACCCAGGAACCACAGGGCCUACCGAACAUCCAGCAGCCACCUAACUUUCAGCUCAUCUGCCGGCUCUCCACUAUCAAGGCUCGCAUAUUCAGCUCCUUCUACGCGACUGAAGAAGCCGGCAGGGAAGGCGGACACCAUCACGGUAUCGACCAAGCACCCUCACUGGAAGAGCUGGAGAAGGAGUUGAGCGAUUGCGGAGGGUUGAUUUACUCCUGCUCUCGGCGUGAGGCUGACCUUGAAGUGAUGGAAGCAACUUCGUCGGAUCGACUGGUUACGGUGAUAAUUCUUCUGUCGUACUAUCAUUCCAUUAUGAUGUUGUACCAGCCGGUGUACCACAAUCUCUCUUCUGGUCCAGGGGCAACGAUGCAAGCAAUCCAGGUCACGGCCUGCAUUAACUCAGCUCGCAAAACAGCACAGCUGAUCCGAUAUUACCCUUUGAAUGUUUCUCUGGGCGUCCGGAGUCUUCUCAAUUAUGUCUUCACAUCGUUUGUGGUUCUCACCAUGCAUCUUGUUGAUGCCCCAACGGCGUCGACUGCUUGUGAUGACCUGCAGCUACUUAAUGAGCUAUGCGCGUUCUUGUCGAAGCUGAUUGAAGCGAGCCAGGGCAUACAUUUGAGAGCAUCCUUGGAGCCAUUUCUCACGGCGUGUCACUGCUACCGGGGGCUUGCAGAACGAGCAGUCUUGACAUCUAGUAAGUAG
Aspergillus puulaauensis is the source of this 1710-nucleotide messenger RNA. RefSeq lists its product as uncharacterized. The coding region runs from base 1 to 1710 and encodes 569 amino acids. The transcript is spliced from 6 exons. Gene Ontology annotation, biological process: DNA-templated transcription; regulation of DNA-templated transcription. Lineage: Eukaryota; Fungi; Ascomycota; Eurotiomycetes; Eurotiales; Aspergillaceae. Gene Ontology annotation, molecular function: DNA-binding transcription factor activity, RNA polymerase II-specific; zinc ion binding; DNA binding. The record is from RefSeq and is a predicted model, not a curated record.